CACACACAGAGACUCACACGUAGACACACACGUAGAGACACACAGACUCACACGUAGAUACACACACACUCACACGCAGAGAGACACACACACUCACACGUAGAGACACAAACACAGACUCACACGAAGAGGCACGCACACAGACACACACACUUAGAGAGACACACACACAGAGAGACGCAGACUCACACAUAGAUACACACACAGAUAGACACACACACAUAGAUACACACACACACAUAGAUACACACACACACAUAGAAACACACACACAUAUAGACACACACACACAGAGACACACACACAUAGAGACACACGAAGACUAACACACGUAUACAAACCCAUGCAGGGGUAGACACACACCCACACCACACGCACACACCCACACACACCCACACACACCUACACAUCCACACACCCACACAGAUACAAACUGGAUCGUCAACUAAAUCUUCAGUAAUUCUGAAGACACGAAGAAGACAUGACGGAAGGCGGAGAGCCCCCCGUGUCCAUCCAGCCCCCCACUUCCCAGGUGACCAAUCGCAGCCGCCGCCGCAAGCGCCGCCUGAUCGUCGUCGGGGUGGGAGUGGCGGCCAUCCUCCUGCUCGGCGCCGCAGUGCUGCUCGCUUGCCUCCUGGCCCUCAAGGGGCUGGCCGUGAGCUCGUGUGCCGACGGUUCGUGCACCAACCCCGUGCAGUCGCAGGGGAACUCGAGCAACGAGAGUUGCGCCGACUGCGGGGCCUCCUCGCGGCUGCUGGCAACCGGAGUGCAGUUUAAUGGAGACGCGUCUCUCGUCUACCUGAGGGACAGGUUCCAGCGAUGGUCGCCGCUUUGCUUCGACUCGUGGACCUCGAACUACAGAGCGCAGCUGUGCAGAGGCAUGGGCUACAACGGGUUUGUGAGUGGUGACCUCGCCCUGGUGAGCUCCCUGAAGGUCGCCCCCAUGCGGUUCGCUCACCUCGCGCUCACCACGAACUUCAACAGCAGCCAGAUCGCUCAGCUCGCAAGCUUCGACUCCGUCUGUAAGUCUGGCAAAGUCGUCGGACUCAAGUGUCAAAGCUGCGGGAUCCCCGCGCUGAGCCCAAGCCGCAUUGUAGGCGGCGUCGCGGCCACCCAAGGCCACUGGCCCUGGCAGCUGUCGCUGCGCUACAACGGGAGGCACACGUGCGGCGGGUCACUCGUGACGUCACAAUGGGUCCUCACGGCCGCCCACUGCGUCAUCACCUACAGCAACCCGCAGCGCUGGACGGUGCUCGCCGGCUCCGUCAAGCAGAAGCCGAGCGCCACCCCGAGCGCCAGCGUGACGUCCAUCACGCGCCACCCGCGCUACAACGCCGACACCAGCGACUACGACCUGGCGCUCAUGAAGCUCAGCAGCGCACUCAGCAUCGACGGCGAUUCAAUCCGCCCGGUUUGUCUCCCGGAAUCGUCCCAGUCGUUCCCUGAUGGACAAACGUGCUGGAUCACAGGGUGGGGGGUGACCGCUGAGGGCAGUUCUGUGGUGCCCGAGUCGCUGCAGGAGGCGAAGGUGUCGCUCAUCUCCACGUCGGUGUGCAACGGGCCCACGGUCUACGCCAACAGCGUCACCGCUCGCAUGCUGUGCGCAGGGUUCCUCGCGGGGAAGAUCGACGCCUGCCAGGGUGACAGUGGGGGGCCCCUGGUGUGCUUGGAGGGGGAGGGGGGCACUGCCUUCCGUCUCGUGGGGGCCACCAGCUGGGGGGAGGGGUGCGCGCGGAAGAACCAACCCGGGGUCUACUCGCGCGUCUCCUCCAUGACGGAGUGGGUCUACUCCACCAUGGACGCAUGAGACCCCCGUGUCUUCUCUGCCUGCAACAUCCACUCUGCUCCGGGGAUCACUCCAAGUGGACCUCAGUUCUCGGGCGGGGAAGGGGGGAGUGAGUGAGUGGGUGAGUGAGUGAGUCCGUGAGUGAGUUGGUUGGUGAGUGAGUCGGUGAGUGAGUGGGUCGGUGAGUGAGUGAGUCCGUGAGUGAGUGAGUGAGUGGGUCGGUGAGUGAGUGAGUCGGUGAGUGAGUGAGUCGGUGAGUGAGUGAGUCGGUGAGUGAGUGAGUCGGUGAGUGAGUGAGUGAGUCGGUGAGUGAGUGAGUCCGUGAGUGAGUUUGUUGGUGAGUGAGUCGGUGAGUGAGUGAGUGAGUCGGUGAGUGAGUGAGUCGGUGAGUGAGUGAGUCGGUGAGUGAGUCGGUGAGUGAGUGAGUCGGUGAGUGAGUCGGUGAGUGAGUCGGUGAGUGAGUGAGUCGGUGAGUGAGUGAGUCGGUGAGCGAGUGAGUGAGUCGGUGAGUGAGUGAGUCGGUGAGUGAGUGAGUCGGUGAGUGAGUCCUGAGUGAGUGAGUCCGUGAGUGAGUGAGUGAGUCCGUGAGUGAGUGAGUCGGUGAGUAAGUGAGUGCGUCGGUGAGUGAGUGAGUCAAUGAGUGAGUGAGUCCGUGAGUAAGUGGGUCCCACUAUACACUACACUUUACACUCCACUACUAUACACUACACUAUACACUACACACUACACUAUACUCUACACUAUACACUGGCGAUGCUGCCCCCCCCCGCCGCCUCGUGUGUGCCGUGCCGGCCCGAAUGCUAUACGGGGCACCUUUGUCUGUGUGAGCCUUCAUUAAACACAUUGUCCUGCGGAGGGAGCUGGUAGGAACGUCGGGUUGCUCGGUCAAUGGCCUGCAGGGUCAACGGCGGCGUGGUGUAUUCCGCAAAUAUGGCCGACUGUGAGGGCGGGCACAAGCCGGCGUGAGUAGGUGAAACGUUGAGUUUUAUAAGGGCACCACGGGGUGACCAGCCCCUCCCCACCCAGCCCCUCCCCUCCCAACCCCCACCC
Lethenteron reissneri (Far Eastern brook lamprey) is the source of this 2836-nucleotide messenger RNA. Its product is annotated as transmembrane protease serine 3-like. Gene Ontology annotation, biological process: proteolysis. NCBI's taxonomy places the organism in Eukaryota, Metazoa, Chordata, Hyperoartia, Petromyzontiformes, Petromyzontidae. Gene Ontology annotation, cellular component: membrane. Gene Ontology annotation, molecular function: serine-type endopeptidase activity. The record is from RefSeq and is a predicted model, not a curated record.